AGAAUCCAUCAAACUCUUCAAUGCGACUCCUUUUUUUAUUCAUUUUAAUUUGCUAUUUAUAAGAAGAAACAGGAGAUGAGAGUGUCACUUCAUUUUGAACUAGAGUGAAAGUGUGUGUGUGUGUGUGAAGGUAGGGUUUUAGAAACUCAUCUAACAGCAUGUUCAAGCUUUUGGUUAGCAGAGCAACUAAGGAUUCAAUUUCACGCAGCCACAAUGCCUUUGCAACUUUUGCUUUCUCUAGGUUUGCUCAUUCAUUAUCCUUUGCCACUAUUGAAGCAGAAGAGAUAUCAGGCUCUAAGCCUGCUGAAGUUUUGAACUUGGUGCAAGGUAAAUGGUUAGGAUCUUCAAACUGUAAUACAGUUGUAGAUCCUUUAAAUGGAGACUCGUUCAUUAAAGUUUCUGAAAUUGAUGAAACAGGCAUUCAGCCUUUUGUGGAAAGCUUGUCCAGCUGUCCCAAACAUGGUGUGCACAAUCCUUUUAAGGCACCAGAGAGAUAUCUCAUGUUGGGAGACGUAUCUACUAAAGCAGCUCACAUGCUAUCACUUCCUAAGGUUUCGGAUUUCUUUACAAGGUUAAUACAAAGAGUUUCUCCAAAGAGUUACCAGCAGGCUUUUGCGGAAGUCUAUGUGACACAAAAGUUUCUAGAGAACUUUUGUGGAGAUCAGGUUCGUUUCCUGGCAAGGUCUUUUGGUGUACCUGGAAAUCAUCUUGGACAACAAAGUCAUGGUUUCCGUUGGCCAUAUGGUCCCGUAGCAAUUAUUACUCCUUUUAAUUUUCCCUUAGAGAUUCCAGUCCUUCAAUUGAUGGGUGCACUAUAUAUGGGCAACAAGCCAGUCCUUAAAGUUGAUAGCAAGGUGAGCAUUGUUAUGGAACAAAUGUUGCGCCUGCUUCAUGCAUGUGGCUUACCUGUGGAAGAUGUGGACUUCAUAAAUUCUGAUGGGAAGACAAUGAACAAGCUCUUGAUGGAGGCAAAUCCACGAAUGACCCUUUUUACUGGUAGUUCAAGAGUGGCAGAGAAGUUGGCCCUUGAUUUGAAGGGCCGUGUUAAAUUGGAAGAUGCUGGAUUUGACUGGAAGAUACUGGGCCCUGAUGUUCAGCAGGAAGAUUACAUAGCGUGGGUCUGUGAUCAGGAUGCAUAUGCAUGCAGUGGUCAGAAAUGCUCGGCACAAUCAUUGUUAUUUAUGCAUGAGAACUGGUCUAAAACUUCUUUGCUAUCUAAGUUGAAAGAUCUUGCUCAGAGAAGAAAGCUAGAAGACUUGACAAUCGGCCCAGUCCUAACAGUUACGACUGAUACAAUGCUUGAACACACGAAUAAAUUGCUUGAGAUACCAGGAUCAAAGCUGCUCUUUGGGGGUAGUCCUUUAGAGAACCAUUCAAUUCCGUCUAUUUAUGGUGCUAUUAAACCAACAGCUGUUUAUGUCCCUCUUGAGGAAAUUAUGAAGGAUAGGAAUUUUGAGCUUGUGACAAAAGAAAUAUUUGGACCCUUUCAGGUUAUUACUGACUACAAGAACAGUCAACUAUCAGUUGUGUUGGAUGCUGUGGAAAGGAUGCAUAACCAUUUAACAGCUGCUGUAGUUUCCAGUGAUCCUUUAUUUUUACAGGAAGUGAUUGGCAACACAGUAAAUGGUACAACUUAUGCUGGUCUAAGAGCAAGGACAACCGGUGCUCCUCAGAAUCAUUGGUUUGGACCUGCUGGAGACGCUAGAGGUGCAGGAAUUGGAACACCGGAGGCUAUAAAACUUGUUUGGUCUUGUCACAGAGAAAUAAUAUAUGAUGUUGGGCCAGUGCCAAAGGAUUGGAAAAUUCCUCCAUCCACUUGAAAAGGAAGUCCUAUGUUGGAAUAAUGAGAUUAGGAAUGUAGAAGGGGAGGAAGUAUGUUAGCAUGUAGGGUAUUUCAAAGUCCAUCUUUGAUGUUUUUAGAUUUUAAUAAAUUUAUGGAAAAGUAAAACAGAUUAGAACGCUUGUGAUGAUGAUCGAAUGUAAGUCUUCGCCUAAUCACUAGGCCAGCCUAAUCACUAGGCCACCCUAGUGCUUUUAUGGAAAUUGAGUUUUGAUUACCCUUUUCUAUAACUAAA
This is a messenger RNA of Cajanus cajan (pigeon pea), 2075 nucleotides long. NCBI's taxonomy places the organism in Eukaryota, Viridiplantae, Streptophyta, Magnoliopsida, Fabales, Fabaceae. The record is from RefSeq and is a predicted model, not a curated record.